Danaus plexippus (monarch butterfly) is the source of this 3456-nucleotide messenger RNA. Its product is annotated as sodium-coupled monocarboxylate transporter 2. The record is from RefSeq and is a predicted model, not a curated record. Bases 156 to 2057 code for a protein of 633 amino acids. The transcript is spliced from 10 exons. Lineage: Eukaryota; Metazoa; Arthropoda; Insecta; Lepidoptera; Nymphalidae. Gene Ontology annotation, biological process: transmembrane transport; sodium ion transport. Gene Ontology annotation, cellular component: membrane. Gene Ontology annotation, molecular function: symporter activity.
AAUAAUUAAUCCUCCCUUUUUAAAUAUUAAAAGCAAUAAAUACCCAUCACGUUGCAAUAUUGUCUUAAUGCCAUUUGUGUGACGCCUCACGACGUGUGCGGACGUGUUGUGCCAAGUUUCAUUUGUACUAUUUAAGGAACACGGAAUUGUUCAAAAUGCAUCCCGGGUUGUUGGCGUGGGAAUGCGUUGUGUUCGCUUUGUUCGUGUGUGCGUCUUCUUGUUUCCCGUUGUGGCAGAGGAAAAGGGAUGCUGCAGCCGGGGGCGAUGCCAAGAGAGCGUAUAUAUUCGCCGGUGGAGGGGUUUCGACUUUAUCUAUGAUACUGUCCGUAUCAAGAGGAACGUUAGGAGUUCGCUCGUUUUUGGGUUUUCCUUCUGAAUUAGUGUACUUUGGUUCAGCAAUGUGGGAAACUCUUUACGGCAUGGUCUUAGCUUUUCCUCUCGUUUGCUGGAUCUUCAUACCGGUAUACUACAGACUCAGUACGAAUUCCGUCUACGAAUAUUUGCAGAUGCGUUUCGGUUCAAGAUGGGUUCGUCGUCUCGCCGCGGCUACAUUCCUACUCCGUCAGACUUUGAACCUUGCUAUCACAGUCUACACUCCGAGUGUUGCUCUACACGCUGUCCUUGCUUUACCACAUUGGGCAUCAGCAGCUGCUCUAACUAUUGUUGCGAUAGUAUUUAAUUUGUUGGGCGGAUUAGCUGCAGCUAUCAGAGCAGACGUGAUCCAGACCCUUACAAUGGUACUUGUCAGCGGUGCCUUUAUUAUCCAGGCGACAGUGCAAGCUGGGGGACCAGCCCAGGUCAUAUCAGACAAUGUCGAAGGAAGACGACUGGAAUUUCUGAAGUUUACAUGGGACCCAACAGUCAGAGUGGAUACUCUUUCUGCAUUAGUUGGUCAAAUGUUCAUGUCCGUAUCAAUAUACGGCUGUCAGCAGACCUUCGUCCAACGUUACUGCUCUAUGUCCAGUGAAAAAAGAGUCAAGAGGACACUUUUAGCUAAUGUGCCAGCAGUAUUGAUACUCUUCAGUCUGUCAUGGGUAGUCGGAAUGGCAUUGUAUGCGGUUUAUAAAUAUUGUGACCCGUAUAUGUCGGGAAAAAUAGUAGCUAAAGAUGAAGUUCUGCCAUUUUAUGUGCAAGAUCAAUUUACUUUUUUGCCGGGAAUGUUGGGACUGUUUUUGGGGAGCAUCUUUAAUGGAGCUUUAAGCUUCCUGGUAUCUAAUAUGAAUUCUCUGUCAACGGUAACUUGGGAAGACUUUGUAUCAGAGGCACCGGCUUUUAAAGGCAUCAGUAACAAACAACAAUUGACAGUCAUUAAAAUAAUUGGAAUUAUAUACGCUUUAACAAUAAUGUCAUUAUCACUCUGCGUGGGUUUGGUCGGAGGUGUAAUAGAAGGAUCACUCUUAGUAACUUCCGCUACCUCUGGAGCAUUACUCGGAGUAUUUUUAUUAGCAGCUAUAUUUCCUGUUGCAAACGGAAAGGGAGCUUUGUGUGGUAUGAUUGGAUCCCACUUUAUCACAUCAUGGAUGGCCAUUGGAAGAAUUCUAUACGUCAAUGAUAAAAAAUCUAUGCUACCGUUAUCUGUUCAGAAAUGUCCCAACAGCACAUUAAGCGUGUUAGCUCAUAAACCACUCUUAGUUAGUCAAAAUACAACAAUCGCGCAAAUAGUGAAUGUUUUAGACAAACACGUUUAUAAUAAAGGAAAGGAUCAAUCGCCCAUUUUCGCUGCUCUUAUGCGGAUGUAUUCAGUGUCAUACAUGUGGUACGCUGUCAUAGGUACUGUUACUUGCAUAAUAUUAGGAGUUACCAUUGGUUUGCUAACGGCCAGUGAAAGCGACGCCUUUGACGAGAAACUCCUUCAUCCAUUGGUGGCAAAAAUUACUAGAAAAAUGCCAGGCAAAAAGAGAACCUUCACUAAUAUUAUUAAAGAGAAAGUAGUUGAGGUGCAGGAAGUUGAGAAAAUAGAAGAAACGACGCUGGAAGUGAAAUCAGUGUUAUCUUCUAAUGGCAGUAGAUUAUUCGAUGCUUAUGAUAAUAACUUGCAAUCAAGAACCAGACUUUGAUUUAUCAAUAGAUUUAAGUUUAGAUUAAAGUAAUAAAUCAUGCAAAAUAUUUUACUCUUAAACAUAUUAGAUCUGGAAAAAGCGAGAAUAUUAGUUUAUAAUUUGUGGUGUAGAUAGUCAAUGAAAUGGAAAGAUUUAUUAAUGUAUGGCUAGUCAUAUUUAAUUGCCAUAAUGUGAUAUGCUAAAGUGACUGAUUAUAUAAUAAAAUCAUCGCAUUGUACUGUGGUAAUGAAAAUAUGUGAUUGAAUUUGCUAUAACGAUAAAUCCUUUUUUUUUAAGUUAGAAUAAAUAGUGACAUAAUUUUGUAAUAUAUUAAUUUUAUGCGGUAGUUUGAGAGACGAAUUAAAUUAUAAAUGUUUUUUGUUUGUUGUUAUAUUUGUGUGUAUGUAUUUUUUUAGUAGAUUAAGACAACAACUCAACCCGAAUUUAAAUGAUAGACGUUUGAAUGUGGACUAUUAUUUAUAUUUUUUUUGUAAUUAUAUUUCGAUGGAUUUUGUUUUUUAAUGUAUGUGAGGUCUGCGUAUUUGUACAUUUAACCUUAAAUUGUAGUUGUUUAAAAUUUGUUGUAUGACUUUUUUUAAUAGAUACAAAUCAUUGUUAAUAUAAUUUAGAUAUAACAGAUUUCGAAAUAUUUUGUAAAUACAUAUUUCUAAUAUAUUUCAUAAAAAAAUACUUUAUUAAUUUAUUGCAUUUUUUAUAUAUGAUUUCGCAAAUUCACAUCAUAAUAUGUACUUAUGUGAUGUUAUUCAGUAUUUGUAAUAUUAAAACAUUUUUGUAAAUAAAUUUUUCUUCGCUGUAAAUUAUUAAAAGUCGCUUGAAUGAUUACAUAACUCCUAGUUAUUAUUUUUUUAUAUUUGAACCGUGACAUUACAUUAGUGAAAAGUACUUUGUAAAGUCACUUGUGGUUUAUGUACGAAACAAAUUUCACAGGUAUCAUUUGUAGCGAGUGUACCUAAGUGUAAUGCGACCCUUUUUUAGUUUUAGAUUUGGAUUCCGGUCCUUGAAAGAUUAUGUAAUUCAAUAAGCAAAGAACACGUAGAAAAUGUUAACAAUCGCUUGUUAAAUAUGAGUUUUAUUAGAUCAAAUUUACCCUUUAGAUGAGACCUUUUCUAUCACUGGUACUUUGAUGUGAAAAGCCUCUCCUUUCAUCCCUCUUUUAAAAGGAAAAUUGCAUUUGUUGUGUUAUAGCGUAAAAACUACUUUAGUGCUUAUGAGAAAAUUUAUACGUGCGUUGCUCUAAUGGAGGACUCGGAAAUGUUCUGAAAUCUCUCAAGAUGGGAAACUAAAAUAUGUUUAAAUAAUAUUUUAAAAUAAAACAUGAUUUAUAUUCAUCAUGACUUCGGUAUUUUAAUGUCGUUUACUAAAUUUUGGAUUCAAUGAAUAAAUUAGUUACUCCGAA